Messenger RNA from Pararge aegeria (speckled wood butterfly), 3152 nucleotides. RefSeq names its product glycerophosphocholine phosphodiesterase GPCPD1-like. The record is from RefSeq and is a predicted model, not a curated record. Bases 241 to 2526 code for a protein of 761 amino acids. Gene Ontology annotation, biological process: glycerophospholipid catabolic process. NCBI's taxonomy places the organism in Eukaryota, Metazoa, Arthropoda, Insecta, Lepidoptera, Nymphalidae. The transcript is spliced from 7 exons. Gene Ontology annotation, molecular function: starch binding; glycerophosphocholine phosphodiesterase activity.
UGUGACUAUAAUUAUAGUUUAAAACAUUACAAAAUUGAAAAUUACAGCUCGUGUCUUUGUGUAGUAAUGCUUAUGGCUCGUUUGCCAAGUUUGGAUAUUAAAAUUUAAUAAUAAUGCCGGUUACACCUAUUAUUAAUUCUCUGUAAAAAUAAAAUAUUUUUAAAAUCAAUUGGUGUAAUCUAUUGUCAAACUCGAACGACAAAUUGUGUUAUUUAUAAUUAACGCUGUAUUUAGCAGAUUAUGCAACCUUGGUUUUUUUUAUCAGACCGUAAAAAGGAAAAAAUUCAACUUCCAAGAAAAAUGUCUUUAAAAAAUCUUCCUGAAAAACCAGAAAUCUUAUCACAGGACUGGACAUUCAGUGUAUAUGUCCCAAAUGUUGGGCCCAAGGAGAAGGUUGUCAUAACGGGAAGUACCGCAGAGCUUGGAGAAUGGAAUUACAAGAAAUGCGUUAUCCUAGAUUAUAUGGAAGAGAAAGGAAUUUGGACAAGAAAUCUAGUCAUUCCAAAUACCUGUGAUGUCUUUUAUCGCUAUGCAAUAUGUCUCAUAAAUGAAGAAAAUAAUGAUAUAAUUGUGCGCAAAUGGGAAACUCAUAUCCACCCAAGAGUUAUAAAAGAAAAUAUUCUUGAACCUGGUACAGACAUAUUUGGUGAAUAUGAUGGCAAACAGAAAAUCUGUAGAGGAUGGCUCACGUCACAAACUUUAGUACAGUUUAAAUUUAUGAACAGUCCUUUGAAAUUGAAGAGUCGACUUGGUGGUAGGCUCAUGAACAUAAAAGUAACACCUGUGCAGCUAUCUUUUGGAACUGAACCUCAUGUCGAAGAUUCCUCUUUGAGUACAGAUACAAUGGAUGUUGAAGUUCCGAUGGGUGUAUAUGUUGAAGUGGCAACUCUUGAUGAUGACCCUGCUAUUUGCCAUCUGCAGCCUCAGGAACAAUUUGGUAGAGAGUAUAAACAGGAUGGAGUCCUCUUGGUCAAUGUCUUUGCCCCUAACCCAAAGGGCCUUGCAUAUUUAAUAGACUUCUACUCCUAUAGUACCCAAGCUUCUAUAGAAGACCCUCCAUGCCAUAUUGGGUAUACCUAUGUCCUUCCAAAUAUGUUUAAGCCUUCUGAAGGUAAUUUAGAAUUACCUGUUACAUGUAAUGUAAAACACAGACCGCUAGGCACAGUUAACUUUGAAUAUCUUAUAGUUUGCCCUAUGGAAGAUAGCCUUUGUAAGUUAGAUGUCUCCUAUACAAAGCAUUGGGAUCCAACUUGGACAGGAUUAGAAGUUGGCCAUAGAGGACUAGGUGCUAGUUUUAAAACCAAAGAGGGAAAUGCCAUUCGUGAAAACACAAUAGCUUCCCUUAAAAAAGCAGCUGCCAGUGGGGCAGACAUGCUGGAAUUUGAUGUGCAGCUCAGUAAAGACAUGAUACCCGUCAUAUAUCAUGAUUUUCAUGUGUGUAUUUCAAUGAAAAGAAAAAAGGAGGUUGACUUCACUGAGAUGCUUGAAUUGCCAGUCAAAGACUUGACCUUGGAGCAUCUCCAGAAACUGAAGGUUUACCAUCUUGUUGAAGGGCGAAACCAUGAAAUUUUGUUCUUUGAUGAAGACCUAGAGGAACACCAACCCUUUCCAACUUUAGAAGAAGCAUUAAAAGCUCUAGACGAACAUGUUGGCUUCAAUAUUGAACUAAAGUGGACCAUGGAGAUGGAAGAUGGCACCUUUGAACUUAACAAUCCGUUUGAUAUGAACACUUAUGUUGAUAAGGUUUUAGAAGUGGUUUUGAAAAAUGCUGGACAGCGUCGGAUAGUACUUUCUUGUUUCAAUCCAGAUAUUUGCACCAUGGUCCGAAACAAACAAAACAAGUAUCCGGUUAUGUUUUUAACUGUGGGCGUCACGGAGAAGUAUCAGCCAUACCGUGACCCUCGGUGUCUAUCAAUCCCGGCUGCCGUACAAAAUGCAAUCAGCUCCGACAUUUUAGGCAUUGUUGCACAUACCGAGGACUUACUCAGGGAUCCUACACAGGUCAAAUUGGCAAAAGACGCUGGUCUAGUCCUAUUCUGUUGGGGAGAUGACAACAAUGAUAAGAACACAAUAAUGAAGCUCAAGGAGAUGGGUCUGCAUGCUGUGAUAUACGACAAACUCGAUCAAUACAUAACCAAAGAAGUUAAGGAAAGCAUAUUCCUGAUGGAGGCGCGCGAGUCCCAGCGGGACAUUAUGCGUAUGGCCGCGCUGGACGCUUUGCCUCUUAGCGACGCCUCGUCGUCGACUCACACCAUGGGCGACUCAGCCACGCGCCCCUUCCUCGACCUCUCAGUACGCCACAAGGUGGGUGUGCCUUCCACUGUCACCUCGCUGGAGUCACUCGCCUCAACCAUCGAAAUACGGGACGAGCCCGUUGACAAAAAAUUGAAACGAAACAGAGAUCUCAUUAUGAGCAUAGACAAAGAAUCCCAAGUGAAGGAGCAGCGGGGCACGUUCAAGGGUCUAUUCCCGGCGGGCGAUGCAUCCAAAGGCUCUCCGAAAAAAUCGCGUGUUAACGAUUUGUAGCCCACGAAUUUAUUAGACGCUUACGCAUUAGAAAUAAUUAGAUCUCUUAUAUCUCUUGCUCAAUUUCAUACUUCGCAAGCUACUUUUAAAACUUUAGGGUAGGCAAUUUAAUGCUAGUAGGAUUAAAUGCACACCACUGGUUCAGUAAUCGCUUUUUGUCCUUUUUAGUAUUAUACUUUUUAUUAUUACAAUUAAAUAAAGGUUGUCAUAAAAUAUUGUAAUGUAACCUAAUAAUAACCCUAAUAGGUAUUUUUCCUCAUCAAAAUAUUAUUUGUAGCAAUGUGGUUUAAGUAUAGAAAAAUUUGCAGAAUUUCAUUCAUAGACUACUUUAAACUUUGUAUUGUAAUAGUAUUUAUCAUAGUUUUUAGCAUGUAUAUUUGCAAAAGACAGAGGCUUUAAACACAAAAAAAUAUUGAUAACAUAUUUUUUAUAAAUUUACAAUGUACAUCUCCAACGGGUAACUAUAAUUAUUUUAUAUCCACACUUUAAAUUUUUAACCACGUUUUAUAACUAUAUAGAACAACUUUACGAUAAAGAAAAGCCAUAAACUAACAGUAACGUAAUUAUUAAACAUUGACAUUUGUAUUAACUUAUAACUGUGAUAUUGAAUAUUUUUUUUACAAUGC